AACAGUUGGUGGUGGAUUGGGGGCUGCUGAAUGCGCGAAGCAAAAAAGAAGCGUUCGCUGGUGUGCUUUUGGUGACAAGAAGGUUGAAGUCAUGCCUGGAAAACCUAAACUUUACUACUUUGAUGGAAGAGGCAAAAUGGAGUCAGUUCGCUGGUUGUUAACUGCAGCUGGGGUUGAGUUUGAAGAAGAGUUUUUGAAAACACGAGAACAGUAUGAGAAGCUCCUUAAAGAUGGAGUCCUGCUGUUUCAGCAAGUGCCCAUGGUGGAGAUUGAUGGGAUGAAGAUGGUGCAGACUAGAGCCAUCCUCAGCUACAUAGCAGCAAAGUACAACCUCUACGGGAAGGACCUGAAGGAGAGAGCCCUAAUUGAUAUGUAUGUAGGAGGAACAGAUGAUCUUAUGGCCUUUUUUAUGAGAUUUCCCUUCCUAUCAGCUGAGGAGAAAGAGAAGGAACAUGCCAAUAUAAUUCAAAAGGCCACAAGCAGAUAUUUCCCAGCCUACGAAAAGAUUUUGAAACAUCAUGGACAGGACUUUCUUGUUGGCAACCGGCUUAGCUGGGCAGAUGUUCAUCUUCUUGAAGCCAUUUUAAUGGUAGAGGAGAAGAAGUCCGAUGCUCUCUCAGAGUUUCCUCGGUUACAGGCAUUUAAGGCAAAUAUAAGCAGCAUCCCUGCAAUCAAGAAGUUUCUGGAACCAGGAAGCCAGAGAAAACCUGUUUCUGGUGAUAAAUAUGUGGAGACCGUCAGAAGAGUUCUCCGGAUGUACUGAUGUGAAAGCAAAUUACCAUGGCUAUCUAAAACAACAACUCUGCUUGGCUUGAGAAAACCAUCAGAUUGUGUAUGUGCUGUUAAACUCUACAGGAAUGGUGUAGGGACAUCUAAAAGGAGGUUAAAUUUAAAGUAUCUACUGUUCUCUCACACAAAAUACAAUAUGCAAGUAUUUUUCAUAACACCUUACUAUCAGCCUGUUUUUUCCUUCAUUCUUCUUGAGUGUUUUCUAGUAAUUUUUAAGAGACUGAAAUGGUAGCAAGCAAACUGUCUUCCUAGAAACUUUCUGGAAGUGGAGGAAAAGCAAAAGAGAAAGCGUGACUGGCUCUCUGACAGCUUCAGCACGUUCUACAGUAUGAUGAUGGGUUCUGUUUCAGGCCUUUACUGAAUUUUUGGAUGUAACUGUCAGGAAAACCAAGCAAAUAGCUUUUAAAGAAAAUAGAAUGAAGAUGCUUUUCUUUCCAGGUGUGCUGGACAUUAAUGGCUUGCCUGAAAUGUCUGCAUUGUGCCUUCAUAAUUAAGUUGUUUCUUAAUUCAGCAGAAAAAGUACAAAAUCUGACUGACAAAUAUCAUUGCUGUAUAAUGUAUUUGGAGGACCUUUUCUAAUCAAUAAACUGUGUGUUGUCUUCAGCUUGUGAAUGAAA
This is a messenger RNA of Struthio camelus australis, 1406 nucleotides long. Its product is annotated as glutathione S-transferase 3. Lineage: Eukaryota; Metazoa; Chordata; Aves; Struthioniformes; Struthionidae. Gene Ontology annotation, molecular function: glutathione transferase activity. The record is from RefSeq and is a predicted model, not a curated record. Gene Ontology annotation, biological process: glutathione metabolic process.